AUGGAACCGCAUGGAUCACCGCUUGAGGAAAGCGAAACGGGCGUGAGCCGUCAGGACAGCUCAUCGCCUUCGCGACUCGCCGAGAAACACGAUACAAAGACUGCGGCAAUCAUUCGCGCAUGUAAUCGUCAAGAUUUGGAGAGCCUGAGGAGUCUGGCAACGUCAGAGGGUGGAUUGGUGUCGGAUGAUCUUCGAAGACGCGCAUGGCCGUUACUUUUGGGGCCGACAGAAGAUCCCAGAGACGACUGGCGAGAACUGCCCAAACAUCGCGAUGAAGACCAGGUAGAGCUGGACGUCAACAGGUCUUUUAUAUUUUACCCAAAUGACCAGUCUGCCAAAGAUCUAGCCAAGCGGAAGAAGGAACUCUCGGAAUUGAUAACAGAAGUCUUGAGGCGUCAACCAUUUCUAUGCUAUUUUCAAGGUUAUCAUGACAUUUGUCAGGUCUUUCUGCUUGUCCUGGAGCCGUUGCGCCGUGCACCUGUUGUUGCUCGACUCUCGACUCUUCGAAUUCGGGACUUCAUGCUUCCUACGCUCACACCCGCGCUAGCCCAAUUACGACUUAUACCAUCGAUCUUAUAUGCCGUCAGCCCCAAACUAUACCACCAUCUCUCUCAGACUCAGCCAUUUUUCGCCCUCUCAGGAACCUUAACUAUGUACGCACACGACAUCCAGGAAUAUGGCGAUAUUGCUCGACUCUUUGACGUUUUUCUGGCUCGGGAAGCUGCCUUUUCUGUAUACAUGUUUGCUCAGAUCGUGCUACAGCGCUCAGAUGAGCUGUUUGAAACCCCCGCAGAUGAACCUGAAAUGCUCCACUCCAUUCUCUCGAAGCUUCCGCAGCCUCUAGACCUCGAAGCUCUCAUCAAGAAUACCGUAGGCUUAAUCGAAAAUCACCCGCCGGAAUCACUAAAACCAUGGUCCUUAAUAUCCAAAUAUAGCGUGUUAAAGACUACUCGUAGACCCGGCCUAAUAGUGGAACAGACCUUAGAAUUUGGAGAACAGGAUUUUAGACAGCAGGUAAAGGAAUUGGAAAGAGCGGAGCGGCAAGAAAAACUCCUUCAACAACUUUGGAAAUACCGGAGGCCGGCAAGGACAAUUGGUUUCGCCGUUGCUGUUGCGGUAUUGUCGUUUUGGAUUAGAAGGUCCCAGGUCACUACGGGAAUUUUCGAAGCCUUAUGGCACCAACUGUCACAGUAUAAAAAGGCUUAG
This is a messenger RNA of Glarea lozoyensis ATCC 20868, 1206 nucleotides long. RefSeq names its product Ypt/Rab-GAP of gyp1p. Gene Ontology annotation, biological process: positive regulation of GTPase activity; endoplasmic reticulum to Golgi vesicle-mediated transport. Lineage: Eukaryota; Fungi; Ascomycota; Leotiomycetes; Helotiales; Helotiaceae. Gene Ontology annotation, cellular component: endoplasmic reticulum membrane. The coding region runs from base 1 to 1206 and encodes 401 amino acids. The transcript is spliced from 3 exons. The record is from RefSeq and is a predicted model, not a curated record. Gene Ontology annotation, molecular function: GTPase activator activity.